CGUUUAUAUCGUUUGGUUCUAGUCUACUUAUAAAUAGAGAAGUGCGUAUCCUAGGUUGUUUAAAAUGUCGAGCUGUCAAGAACCGUUGUUGAAAAGUGACGAAGAAGAUGAACUGGUGUUCGACCGAACCGGUUUACUGUCCAACAAAGUCACCGUCAAACCUGACAUUCGGCAACGCGGCCACACCGGCGGAAGGAGACUACAGUAUGCAAGAACUGUAAAUUUAUGCUUGGCGUUUUUUGCAUUGUAUCUUACAGGUGGCAACGUUUGGUGCUUGGACCUGUGGGGGAAAAAGAGCGCUCCCUUCAUGCAAACCAUGCAUUUUUGUUUCGGCCUGGGAGCAUUCAUCGCUCCUCUGGUGGCGGAGCCGUUUCUCUCCCCGCAAGUGGAGAACUACGGCAAUUGGAUAAACCGCACCGACGGAAAUAAAACCGCGUUAAACUUUCCGCAGGUUCGUUUUCCUCACCAGCGGUACGGCUCCCGAGACGAAAUUUCCAACAUCCUGUCCAAGUACGCCAACGAUUCGGAGACGGAGGGGACUGCAUCCGUCCACCGUCUUCGUUCGGUGGGGACCGACCGGUACCCGGCGGCGUGGAAGAUCGGCCGGGCCGUAGGAGCGUUAGACAAGAGGGAAGUGGACGGACCCUGGGAAAGCGAAAACGCCACGGAAUUUUUGGCCGAAGACAAAAACUCUUCUAGUCCGGAAGGGCGGCCCGAAACCACCGAGACGGCCAUUUCCUCCACCGCCGACGUCAAACGCAAACCCAAGAAACCGUUUUACGCCGACGGCAACCAGCUGAGCCAAGACAAGCGCUGGUUCCGCUCUUCUCUAAAGUCCAAAACCCGCACCGCUUCCGCCCCCCGCUCGCCCCCGGGCGAGGCCGACCGGACUCCGCCCACCCCGGCCGCCCCGCACAACGGCACGGGCGUGUCCGACGACUGGCCGGCCGCUUCGGCCAACGAGUCUCGAGAGGAAGAGUACGACGACCGUCCGGAAGAAGCCGGCAAUUCUUCCCAUCUCGCCGCCGACAACGGAACGGAUGCGGUGCUCGCCUCCGGGGAAAAUUCCUCGGUGGAAACCCACGGCCGAAGUAACUCUUCCGUGGCCGAAGGAAAUUUAACGCUAGAGCAUUGUGACGCGUGUAACGCCACGGAAAACUCCACACCGGAGCCUCCGACCACCCAACCCACCUUCACUUUGGCAGGGAACGGUUCCUUCGUUUCCCACGGUUCCCGGUACUUGGCCAGUGGCCGGGUUACGUCCACCCUGGCCUCUACCGCCUUUUCCACGGAAUCUGCGGAAACCUUGGGCCGUGCGCGUAACUCUGUGCGGGAAGAAAACGGGUUAAGGGGAAUGUGGGAAUCCCGGCAGAAGGACGGGGACGGGGACCGGCUCCUUUCCGACCAGAGUGCCACCGCCCCUUCCCGCUCGGAGACGGGGGAGAUGUACGUGCGGAACGACGGAGAGGACCCCGGCGUCGACUUGGAGCGACUGUCGGAGGAGCCGAAAGUCGACGAUCGCAAGGCGAAGGAAACAGCCGUCGAGGCCGACCCACCCUCCGGUAACUCCACCGCGCCCACGGACGAGAAGAAGCGCGGCCGUUUGGGAUUUCUGUCCGGUCUCUUCCGGACCAUGCUUCGUCAUCGGUUGGGCAAGUUCGAAAUAGCCUACGUCAUCCUGGGCACGUACAUAUUCGUCGUAGCCUUCGUCUUCUUGGUCUUUCUCUGCGUCAAUCCUCGCGAGCCCAGAUCCAGACAGGAGGAAGACCUGGACAAAUCCAGAAAUCUCACCGCCACUUUCAAGUUCUCAGCCGUGCUGCUGGUCUCCCUCUUUCUGUGUCUGUACGUGGGGAUAGAAGUGGCCGUGGGACAGCUGUUGCAGACCUUCGCCGUCAAACAGUACCUCCGAUUGCCCGAAUCCACCGGUUACUUCAUGACCUACAUGUUCUGGGGCAGCUUCGCCCUCUCCCGCGCCCUGUCCGUGGGACUGGCCGCCAGAUUCAGCGGCCUGCGUCUGAUCUUCGCCGAUCUGAUUAUUUGUCUGGUCACCUCCGUUCUGCUGGUGGCCGGCGCCAACAAAAUGGAGACUCUGUUGUGGGUGGGGGUGGUGAUUUUGGGAUUCGGCAUGGCUCCCGUCUUUCCGGCCUCCAUCUCCUGGAUCGAACGUUACCUGCCCAUCGACAACAAGACGGCUUCGGUCUUCAUUCUGGGCGCGGCCCUGGGUCAGUUGACCAUUCCUCCGGUGAUCAAUCGGUUCAUCGACAGGGAGCCCAUGGUGCUGAUGUACGUCAACAUGGUGGUCAACGUCUUGUGUUUCGUCACCUUCGUCGGACUCUGGCUGCUGUCCUCUCGGCAGGGCGAAAAGUACAAAUCCACGGUGGAUCGGAACACUUACCGGUUGGCCAAUUUCGACGAAGUGGAAGACGGCCUGGAGAUGUCCUACGGCAAUUCUCACUGGCAGAAUAAUUAUAAUUCUCGCAUUCUGAUGAAAAAGUCGGCGGGAAAGGUGACAUAGACUGCCCGGUGCCAACGUAGCGUUUUUAAUCUCGUACCAAGGUCCGAUUUUAUCCGUUGCCGUCGUUUUAAAAACAAUUCGGAGAGGAAGAUAAUUCGGAAGACCGUCCGUCUUGGACGGUACGCCACCGGGUGGAAAUAAAGAUGGAGUUUCCUUCCGGAUAAUGUACGGGUUCGAUGCCGGCGCGUAAGAAACUAGAAAAGAACCGGAGAUAGUCGACGAUUCGCGUUUAGAGAAAAAAUCGUUGCCUACGAAUUUUCUAACGUCCUAGUUCUACCACGGAGGAACCGAUCUACGGACGUUCCAGCCGGUAUUUUUGUCACUUCCGGCGACGGCAGACUUUUAUUGUUAAAAAAAACUUACCGUAUUAGAAAAUACUCGUUUAAUUUAUUACCGUGUAAAUAGAUUUUUAAUUUGGCCCAGAAUGUACAGAAUAACUUAACUAAUUUAUUGCGGGAGGUCCAGUUAUCCCCUUUACGUGUACACUUGUAAAAAAUUUUGUAAUAAUCGACCGACGGUCGAAUCGGGGUUCGCUCCCGUCCGUCACCCGAAAGAAGACAGUGUCGUUCGUGUAUUCCAAUGCAGUUUAAUAAAAUAUGUCGGAAUGCCACGAAAUUUGUUCGAAGGAAAGUUUCUUUACGGAAUUUCACAACGUCUCUGUGGUCGGCGUUUUAAAUAAAUUUUACCAAUACGGAUGCUUUAAAGCGUUAAUAAGAGUCGCGAGUCGAAACAUACUACCUAACCGGUAUAUAAACACUGGAGCAGCAUUGUCCGGGUAUAAAACUAUCGGUUUUUAAACACAAUCGCGUAUUACUAAAAAUCCAACACCGGAUAUUUGAUUUAUCUCGCGUUACGUCUGUACGAGUAGUACUAUAAUAUUUACGUAAUUCGAUCGUAAUAUAAGUAAUAUCUAAAAUAUGAAAACUCGAUCGUAUUUACGCGCAGUGCUUCGUUAACGGAGGCACGUAUCGUCGUAACCGAAGAUUGAAUUUCGACGCUCGUUACGGAAAUUUUACGUACGGCCAGUUUACGUUACGUCAAAACCGCUACCAUCGGGGAACCGACUAUAAACAAGAUGCCCGAAGGAAAAACGAAUAAGAAAAAGCCGAAAUGGAUCGGAGCGUAAACGAAAGUAUACUGUACUAGGAAAAUCGAUAGAUACUACACAAUAUUCUAAUAUACGUAGUUUAUAAUGAGAGACGAUUAAUAAUCUAUACUAAUAUAAUAAAGAGGUAAUGUU
Messenger RNA from Centruroides sculpturatus (bark scorpion), 3755 nucleotides. RefSeq lists its product as uncharacterized. Lineage: Eukaryota; Metazoa; Arthropoda; Arachnida; Scorpiones; Buthidae. The record is from RefSeq and is a predicted model, not a curated record. The transcript is spliced from 3 exons. The coding region runs from base 65 to 2515 and encodes 816 amino acids.